UCAUCAGUUUCCUUGCUUCUGCUCUUCCACUGCCACGUCGCUCAUCGAUUUACACACACAGACACACAGACACACACACACACACACGUGCGCGCGUUCACCAACAGAUCGCGGAUAAGAAUUAUCACACACGCCUGAGACAGCAACAACAAGAACAACGGCAACCAUGGAGGUGUUGCGAGAGGCCAUGGCAUGGUACGAAAACGCCUCAGCCGAGUUCCGGCUGGACAAGCAAGGGAUCGUUUUCUUGGACAAGUACUUUUGGGUCAUGGCUGGCGUGGCUGCCGCGUACUUGCCAGUGGUGUUCUCCUUGCAAGCGUUUCUGAAGAACCGGGAGCCGCUCAACCUGCGCGCGCUGCUCGUGCUGUGGAACCUGAUCCUCGUCGUCUUCAACCUCUACGUGCUGGUGUACAUGGGCCCUGCUGUCAUCAAGUGGCUGCGCAGCGGCGACUUCCUGGAACGCAUGUGCUACAUCCCCGAGGACGCCGCACAGGGGCCCGUCGCCAUGGCCCUCUUCGCCUUUGCGCUGAGCAAGGUGCCCGAGAUGAUUGACACGCUGUUCAUCGUGCUGCACAAGAAGCCGCUCAUCGUGCUGCACUGGUACCACCACCUGACGGUGAUGCUGUACUGCUGGAACAUCACGUACGCGCCGUCCGUGGGCACCGGCGGCGAAGGCGUGCUCUUCUCCGCCAUGAACGCCCUCGUGCACGUGAUCAUGUACACCUCGUACGGGCUCAAGGCCAUGCGCUUCCGCCCGCCGGGCGACAUGCUCAUCACCGUCAUCCAGCUCACGCAGAUGGUGAUUGGCGCGUACAUUGCCGUGUAUCGCAUUACCAGCUGCCGCGUCAUGCGCCCGUGGAACGCGGCUGGCGGCGUCAUCAUGUACCUCUCGUACUUCUAUCUCUUUGCUGACUUCUUUUACGCCAAGUACAUGCGGAAGAGGCCAAAGAAGCCAGCUGCUGCUGCUGCUGCUGCUGCUGCUCCUGCUGUGAAGACCAAUGGCGAGGCAAAGAAGACCAAGUAGACCAACAACCAGGAUCGGUGUCACGGUGGUGGUGAUGGUGGUGGUGGUGGUGGUGGUGGUGG
Salpingoeca rosetta is the source of this 1086-nucleotide messenger RNA. Its product is annotated as fatty acid elongase. Gene Ontology annotation, molecular function: fatty acid elongase activity. Gene Ontology annotation, biological process: sphingolipid biosynthetic process; very long-chain fatty acid biosynthetic process; fatty acid elongation, monounsaturated fatty acid. Gene Ontology annotation, cellular component: endoplasmic reticulum membrane. The record is from RefSeq and is a predicted model, not a curated record. The transcript is spliced from 3 exons. Lineage: Eukaryota; Choanoflagellata; Craspedida; Salpingoecidae. Bases 167 to 1024 code for a protein of 285 amino acids.